Molecule: messenger RNA, 1377 nt
Organism: Suillus clintonianus
Lineage: Eukaryota; Fungi; Basidiomycota; Agaricomycetes; Boletales; Suillaceae
Product: carbohydrate esterase family 16 protein
Exons: 6
Coding region: 326-1318 (330 amino acids)
Molecular function (GO): hydrolase activity, acting on ester bonds
Source: RefSeq, a predicted model, not a curated record
AUUUCAGGCGCCAAUAAUAAACAAUCAGGCGAGCGGCUCGAAGAUACAUGCUUGACGUGUGACUUGCACGCGUGAGCUCUCACAGCUCUGCCUUGAUUCUUUUUGUCACGAGCAUCGAUCGAUUAGCACGAAGGGAUCCCGAAGGUGAAGUAUAUUGUUGCCCUCGGAGCGGAAUAUGACCCUCGUGAUCUCAUCAACCCGCUCGUGAGCGGGCCGUUGUGACGGUAAGUAGGUGUGCGCGGUCUCCGUUCGUCAGGAUUAUUGCAAUGACCCUGUGAUACGAUCCGCUAAUCGGAUAUUUCUCGCAAUAUAAGAUGACGAUCUUAUGGACUCGACAAGUCAGUUCUUCUGCUCCACGAUGUUCCUACAAGGUGUAAAGCUUGCAUUUGCAUUGUUGGCACUCGGUACGCCAUCCUGGGCGGUUGGUGUCACGCCUGGUCAGAUCAAAAACUUCGUCACUUUUGGUGACUCCUACACUGAUUCCUCUUACUAUCCCACUGCUGAUGGAGGCUAUGCCUGGCCGACAUGGGCGGCGAUGUAUGGUGACUUGAAUCUCUAUGGCUUCGCUCGUUCCGGGGCAACAUGCUCGAACCUGCUUACCUACCGGCCCUUCCCUCCGAUCAUGGGUUGGCAACUCCCUGCUUACCUGAAUGAGACGAAAAAUGGCACGCUAGAAUUAGACCCAAAGGAGACGAUGUACACCAUCUGGAUUGGAACCAACGAUCUGGGUGCCAACGCGCUGAUCACCGGAAGUAAUGCCCCCUCCACGUCAAUUGUCCAGGUCAGGCAAUGCGCCAUCGAUGUCCUGAAGACCUUGUACGAGAGCGGUGCUAGGAACUUCAUCAUGCAGAACAUCCUUCCCCUUGACCUGACAAUCCUGUACUCUAAUUACUCGUACCCCAGCAGGUACUGGGACCUGGAACGCAACACAACCGAAUGGAACGUGUAUAUGAAGGAGCUGGUACGCGCAGGGAAUGAAAUAACAUCCCUCAUGCUCGACGCGCUUGUGCCCACGCUCCCUGGUGCCCAUAUUGCAUCCUUUGACUCCUACGCGCUUUUUACCGACAUGUACAACAACCCUCAGAACUACUUUAAUGGCACUGCACCAUAUAACGUAACGGGCUGCAUAAAUUCAUGUGUGUAUACCACGAACAGCACGGCAGCACCAACCUGUACAGUCGCCAAUGGGACCGACCGUGACAGCUUCCUGUGGUACGACGAACUUCAUCCAUCGCAGCAGUCCGACAGAAUCGUUGCUAGAGAGAUAACCGCUGUGAUGAAAGGAGAGCAGAACCAGUGGACGACGUGGCUGAGUUAAGUCGGUCGCAUUUGCAGAGUCUUCAAGGGUAGUAGAUCAUGCUUCAGAACAACCGGGAC